Cladocopium goreaui is the source of this 1953-nucleotide messenger RNA. Lineage: Eukaryota; Dinophyceae; Suessiales; Symbiodiniaceae. The record is from the annotation of a GenBank genome assembly.
AUGUUUUCCAGAUUUUCAGAUAUUUUGGGCCUUUUUUUGGUGGAAUUUCCGUUCUCCCACCUUCACGGUAGACGCCCUGCUAAGAACCCGCAGACCUGGGGCUUAGUGGGCGGCCAGCUGGAGCACGAUGAGUGGUGGAUCUACGACUCGCAGCGCGUGAGCGAGGACCUGCGCCAGCGGGUGCUGCGGCGCGCGGCAUUGCGUGAGGCGCUCGAAGAGAUGGGCGGAGUGCCCGAAGGCUCCAAGAUGCCGUACACGCCCAUCAUCUUCGAGCCGCUGUGCGUGCAGGUGGCCGCCGAUGGCCAGGCGAUGCGGCUGCCGCGCCAGGAGAGGCGCUGGCCGGUGCCCGCGGGGCUCAGCUUUUUGGAGAACGAUCCGCAUCGCUCCAAGCAGCUGAGGGUGGAAAACAGCCACACCUAUGUCUUUGUCUACCUGUUCAACGACAGCCAUCGCGCCAUCAUGGCCAUUGGCCAGCUUCGCCGCGUCGCCUCGUUGAUGCCGCGGAAGACGGAGCCCAAGCCGCGGAGGGGCGCUCUGCGCAGCGCGCUCAGCGCGCGCAGCGCGGAGCUGCGGAUGGUCCACCUGCAGAGACCCUGCGGCGACGGGCCGCGGACGCUGCUGACCUUGGACCCGGAUCUCUUGAGGACCAAGGACGAUCGAAGUUUCGUGGAGAUUGUGAAAGAAGAGGUGAGAUCAAGGAUGGGAAUUCCCAACCUACGGCAGAAGCUCUUCUUGUCCAACGAGGCGCUGCCGCUGCAUGCCUCUUGGGCCGACCUGGGAAAGCCCCGGGAGAUUGAGCUGCACAUCAUGGAUUACGUGGACUCCCACGGGGCUGCGCUGCGACAAAUGGCCGAAGCGGGAAAGAUCCAGCAGGCGGAAGCUUGUCUCAUGUUGCCCCAGGAGCCUAACUCCAUGGACCGCGCGGGGGAGACGGCUGCCUUGAAAGCCUGUCGACGAGGCCAUAUGGAAAUGAUGCAGCUGCUUUGCUACGCAGAUGCUGACAUGAACUUGUCCAACAACCAGGGGGAAACGCCUUUGAUGCUGGCGGCACAGCAUGGUCACCAGGAGAUCGUGGAGUUCCUCCUUGAAAACGAUGUGGAGAAGGACCCCAGCAAUUGCUGGGGCGAAACGCCCGUUUUCAAAGCGGCAGAGAGGAAUCACCAUGAGAUUCUAAGACUACUGCUCGAAGCAAAGGCUCGUAAGGAGAAGCAGAACUUGGAUGGCGCGACCCCCCUGAAGAUCGCUGCAGCCAGAGGAAAUGUUCAGUGCAUCACUCUGCUGCUGCGUGUGGGUGCCAGCAAGAACAAGGCCAGUAACGAUGGUGCCACGCCGCUCUUUGUAGCCGCGCAGAAUGGCCAUAGGGCUUGCGUGUACUCUUUGUUGCAGGCGGGCGCCGAUCGCCACAAGGCCACCAACAAUGGCCAGGCGCCCCUGUUUGCUGCGGUACAGGCGGGCCAUGUGGAGGUGGUGAAGCUCUUGGUGGAGGGGCGACGUGGGGAUAAGGAGGCACGCUACAAUGGUGCCACGGCUCUCUACGUGGCUUCCCUCAAGGGUUAUGUGGCGAUUGUGAAUGUGCUUGUAGAGGGGGGUGCCGACCUCAAUGGCGCCACCCCGGCGAACGAGACGCCAUUGUUUGUGGCGUCCUUGCGGAACCAGGACGAGGUCGUGAAGGUCUUGUUGAGAGGUAGCGCAGAUGUGAACAAGGCCACCUCGGAUGGUGCCACACCACUGCUGGUCGCGGCUCAAGAAGGUCACAUGAAGGCCGUAAAGCUUCUGCUUGAAGCGGGCGCUGAUCACUGCCUGCGGAUGAGCACCGGCGAGACCGCCCUGGCGUUGGCCAAGGAUGAAGAGACCAAGGAGCUCUUUUGGACCACGCGCACACCGCUGCGGCCGGGCUUAAAUCUGCGUGGCCCCAACGUGCCCAAUGCACUUCGUAUGGGCCUGGCUGUAUGA